Molecule: messenger RNA, 2778 nt
Organism: Podarcis raffonei (Aeolian wall lizard)
Lineage: Eukaryota; Metazoa; Chordata; Lepidosauria; Squamata; Lacertidae
Exons: 13
Coding region: 886-2778 (630 amino acids)
Source: RefSeq, a predicted model, not a curated record
UCACUUUAAUUUGAGAUGGAAGGUUUCCCAGCGUUUCCAUUUUAUUAAGAUUACUUAAUAAACUUGGUUGACUCUAAAAGGUUAUUAGACAAAUUUAUGGAGGAUAACACUAUUAAUAUCUAUAUGAUGGCUCUAUUCUCUCUCCACUGUUAGUCGCAGUAUUCCUCUGAAUACCCUCAAAGGUGCACUCCUUUGUCUCCCGAGACAGAUGGAUGCCAACAACCAGUUGCUGGGAAUCACAAGUGGCAAUCCAGUCCUGCUUGCGGACUUCUCAUAGGCAUCUGGUUGGUCGUGGAGGGAACAGGAUGCUGGACUAAAUGGGCCUUUGGCCUGAUGUAGCAGGAUCUUAAUAAGUUCUUACUCUAUAGCUUGUUAAAAGUGGGACAUUUAAAGCAGCCCCAAGGAAUCCUGGGAAUGUUAGCUUACCCUCACAGAGUUACGUUUCCCAGCACUGUCAACAAACUUGAGCUUCCAUGGUUCUUUUUUAGGGUAGGGCACUUAAUGAUGGUGACAAAGCACUGAAGCUAAGCAAAAGCUUUGUUUUCAGUGAAAUAAUAUCAGCCGCCAUCUGGAGCAGUUAAGCAUCCUAAUAACCAUUUACUUAUGCUGGUGCGCAUAUGAGUACCUUUAAUAGUGGCUAGCUUGCUGCUUGAAGCUUAGAAGUGGUUGCAGAAAGGAAGUAUGGUUCAGUAUAAUCCACACCAUGUGGUAACUAAGCAACAGGGCUUUUCAACACUGUGUUGACUGACUGCGACCACAGAGAGGCAACUUUUAUUCUGUUCACUUUGAAAGAGACAGCUUUUAACUGUUACAUUUUACAUUACUGACGAGCAAGAUCUGCUCUCUGUGGGAAGACUUCUAAGGCACAUAAUCCUACUAAGAGAAAUGGCUGAAACCCUGGAACAAGAACCCAUAUAUUUCUUUGACCAGCUCAAAAUUACUGGUAAACGAAAGCGAAAUAUGAAAAUAGAACCAGGAGAACACUUUGUUGAUAUAAAUUUAAUCAGCACAGAUCCAGAUCCUCAUGAAAUUCACAGGAACUCUGGAUGCAUGGAUGAACACAGGGAAAUAAAUUAUGCUUUUGUGAAAGACAGAAAAGCAAAGAAAGAACCAGUUUCUACUAAAACAGAUGAUCCUUCUAUAUCCAUAAACAUUUGUGAGAAUCCUCUGGCUCACCUCUCCCAAAUACCUUCACUUCCACCUACAGAAGAAGACCUACGGUCAACUUCACUGGAAGAACAUAAAUGCAUGGCUGCUACCAUAUUAUGUGAGCUGGAAGAAAUGUUGAAGCGUUUUACCAAGUUUAAGUUUAUUUUACCACAAGGGGUUUUAAAUAUAUUGAGCUCCAGUUGGAAAGAUCUCACUGAAGGUGUCUGGCAAAAUAAAAAAUAUUUGCAGGAAUUAGCAUACAAAAACUUUAAAUCAAGGAGAAGGCAAGCAUCGGAGGAGUCCAACAGAUUGCCACCUACAUUUGAAUAUACUGACUAUGAGACGGCUAAAAAUGUAAAAAGGAAAAGCAGGAAAAGUGUUGAUUUUCCCAUGGGUGCGACAAAAGGAAUGGACAAUCCUGGAACUCCGUCAAACAGACUCAAUGGAAGCAAGACUGCAGUCUCUCAGCAAUAUAGCAAUGAUUCACCUUUUGCAAUCAGUUUCUCACUGUCAUCAAAACUAUGCAAGGAAAGAGGUUGGGUUUUUCAACAUUCUGACUGUGACUCUAAAGACCUAGAAUGGAAAGCACCGUAUGUCUGGGCAGUGGAAAGAUUAAGAAUGGCAAAGAUCGAAAUAACUGAACAGCUGUCUAAGCUGAAAGAAUCAGGAUUUGACAAGCCUAUUAUUCUUCGUCAUUAUGGUGAUAUCAAGAAGGAAACCUUUCCCCAAAACAUCAAAGGGCGGCCCAGUAAGAAAGUCUCUUCUGAGAGCCUGUAUGAAAAACCACAGUUGCCAGUGAUCAAGCAAGCUGAGCCAGCCUUAAAAAAACUGCACUAUGGAUUGGUUGAUGGAUCAUCCUUCAUUUACUACCCCUCUGGACAUGUUGCAGUCUGUCAGAGUUACUCUGAUCUUCCUUGUGUUGGCUUGUACACCAACAUAUUUAAUGACUGUCCCGACCGUGCGUUAGUUGGAACAUUUACUCCUUCUGGACAUGGCAGCGUUUGCUUCUCUAACAGCAGCAGCAUAGCAAUGAUAUUUAAUCAGGAAGGAGGCAUGGUGACUAAUAAAGAUGGAGAAAUACUACGCCAGUGGAAAUGGCCUGGAGAAGGGAAGCUUGAUGACCCAGUUAUUAUGCAGGUUAACAAGUGCAUCACAGUGAAGGUUGCAGGACGCUUUGCUGUUGGAUUGCUUUACAAGUGGCGACAUGAAAGCGUGCGUUUGUCUUUGUCACCGGUACGAGGUGUGGCUGGUCCACAGUUAGAAAACCUGAGCAAGAUAUUCACCGAAGUUAAUCUACCAUCUACAUCAGUAAAAGGAUUUUCUAAAACACAUGGCAAAACAGAAGACGCAAAAAAAUCUCUUAAAAAGGAAGAGAGAAUACCUAGAAUUCCAGAAGAGGAUUUAAGCCAUGUCAAAGACUACAACCCUACCAGAGAAUUAAAAGCGCUGAGAUGUAAGAUCAAGAAUAUCCUAGAAGACUGGAUGGAAUAUUACCAGAUAGCCUUAGAAAUCAGCUCACCACACACACGCAGAACCUCAGCCUUCCCUCGGAUUGCUGGCAGACAGUGCAAAACACAACAUGGGGAUGCCUUCAUUGGCUUCCAUACAGCGCAGGGAAAAAGAGAAUGA